This is a messenger RNA of Callithrix jacchus (white-tufted-ear marmoset), 6327 nucleotides long. It is a transcript of the gene ZDHHC2, whose product is annotated as zDHHC palmitoyltransferase 2. Gene Ontology annotation, molecular function: palmitoyltransferase activity. NCBI's taxonomy places the organism in Eukaryota, Metazoa, Chordata, Mammalia, Primates, Cebidae. The record is from RefSeq and is a predicted model, not a curated record.
CGCAAGUUGAAGCGCGAGGGUUCCACGCCGGCUGCUGCGGGUACGCGGGCCUCAGCGCUGCGGACUUCCUCAGGGCACCUGGGUCGGGGCGGGCGCGGAGUUCCGCGCGCAGCGGCUUCUCCGCCGGCCUCGCCUCCGAACCCCGUGCGCUUCCCUACUUCCAGCGCGGCGGCGCCCGCGACCCCACUACCCCGAGUGCCGGGCUCCUGGGGAACGGUCGCCCCCGGGGCCAGCGCCAAGCAGCCCCCGCCUCCCUUGUCUUCCCGGAAUCCAGGGGCCAAGCCGGAGGCGGCAGGGCCACAGUGGGCGCCCCCGAAGUGGCCCGAGCGAGGGCCCCUCAUCCCAGUAGAGCCUGCUCGAGGGUACAGCCGGCCACGCCAGGGGAGGCGGCCGGGCGGCGGGGAACGGCGGGGGCGGAGCGCAGCCUCCCGACGACGCCGCCUCGCCGCCCCACUCCGCCUCCUCGUCCUCCGCUCGCAGCCGCCGCCUCCGCCGGGCUGAGGAGCCCGGAGUCUGAGGAGCCGGGAGUCCGCGGCGCCGGCUCGGAGCUGCGGAAUGGGGAGUUAGCGCCACGGCGGCGGCAGUGGCCGCAGCGCACCCGGCCGCCGCCCUGGGGCCAGUCCCGCCGGGGGUGCCGGGCUCGCCCAGCCCGCCUCGGAGCCAGGCCCGCGGGCGGCGGCAGAGCUGGGCAGGUGGAUGCGGCUGGAAGAUGGCGCCCUCGGGCCCGGGCAGCAGUGCUAGGCGGCGGUGCCGGCGGGUGCUGUACUGGAUCCCGGUGGUGUUCAUCAGCCUCCUGCUCGGCUGGUCCUACUACGCCUACGCCAUCCAGCUGUGCAUAGUGUCCAUGGAAAACACUGGUGAACAAGUUGUGUGCCUGAUGGCCUAUCAUCUACUUUUUGCAAUGUUUGUCUGGUCAUACUGGAAAACUAUCUUUACAUUACCAAUGAAUCCUUCAAAAGAAUUCCAUCUCUCUUAUUCAGAGAAAGAAUUGUUGGAGAGAGAGCCAAGAGGAGAAGCCCAUCAGGAAGUUCUUAGGCGAGCAGCCAAGGAUCUUCCCAUCUAUACCAGGACCAUGUCUGGAGCAAUCCGAUAUUGUGACAGAUGCCAACUUAUAAAACCAGAUCGCUGCCAUCACUGUUCCGUCUGUGAUAAAUGUAUUUUGAAGAUGGAUCAUCAUUGCCCAUGGGUGAACAAUUGUGUUGGAUUUUCAAAUUACAAGUUCUUCCUCCUUUUCUUGGCUUAUUCUCUGCUCUACUGCCUUUUUAUUGCAGCAACAGAUUUACAGUAUUUUAUCAAAUUUUGGACAAAUGGUCUACCUGAUACUCAAGCCAAGUUCCAUAUUAUGUUUUUAUUCUUUGCUGCAGCUAUGUUUUCUGUCAGCUUGUCUUCUCUGUUUGGCUAUCAUUGUUGGCUAGUCAGCAAAAAUAAAUCUACAUUAGAGGCAUUCAGAAGUCCAGUAUUUCGACAUGGAACAGAUAAGAAUGGAUUCAGCUUGGGUUUCAGUAAAAACAUGCGGCAAGUUUUUGGUGAUGAGAAGAAGUACUGGUUGCUACCCAUUUUUUCAAGUCUAGGUGAUGGCUGCUCCUUUCCAACUUGCCUUGUUAACCAGGAUCCUGAACAACCAUCUACUCCCGCAGGGCUGAAUUCCACAGCAAAAAAUCCCGAAAACCAUCAGUUUCCUGCAAAACCAUUGCGAGAGUCUCAGAGCCACCUUCUUACUGAUUCUCAGUCUUGGAUGGAGAGCAGCACAAACGCAGGAAAAUGCAAAACUGGUAUGAGCAAUCCUGCAUUAACCAUGGAGAAUGAGACUUAACUCUUCAAGCAAGAUAAAUUCAUGCUUUAUAAAAGUAUCUAUACUGUAGAUGGAUGGAAGAGGCUUCCCACAGGAAGGUGCCACUGGUCAGUUGUGCCUAUAUCCCUUUGGCUGGAAAUGCAGAAUAUGAAUUGAUUAGUUCUCUCCAAGCCAUUGAUUAAAAUAUAACAUAUUUUGGAUCCAGUAUACACAUUGUUAAAACUAACACAAACUCCUAUUAAAUAUUAAAAGUAGUCUGGUUUAUUAAUAACAGGGAAAACAUCUCUGAAAAACCUGGACUAUAUUCAAGGACCAGUUUUUUACCCAAAUAUAUGGGUAGCACAGUUUAUCACAUAGAAACUCCACUAAUCAUCUGAUUUUCUGAAUCUGAAAAUUUAGACUAUUAAGAUAUUAAGAUUUCAGAGAUUUCAAGUCACAUUAUAAUAAGUGUUAUUCGUAAAACUUGUUACCUUUAAGAAGAUGGAAGUAGCAAACCAUAUUUCUUUUUUUUCCUCUCGUGAAUCCUGCCUCAGACUGAAUGAACUGUAAUAACUGUGAAUUUAUUACAGAGUCCAGGUGGCCUACAGUUGAAGAUCAUCAAUUUUUGCCUCACUUAAUUCCAGCCUUCGUUCUCUGCUGGAAAAUAAGUGUGGACAUUGAAGCUUGAGCUCCCUUUUAAAGCAGUUGGCUGGAAUACUUUUGUCAGAAUACAGUACAUUUCUGUUACAUCAGAAACACAUUUUCAUCUCUUCUAAUCGUCUUAAAUGGGGGGGAAUUUAUGAUGGCAGUUUUGAAGAUUGUUUUAUGAUAUUCUGUUGUCAGUUUGGCUUUUUAAAAAUCUCUUUUUAGAUGACUUCUCCUGUUGAACAUAGUAAAAAUACUGAAUUUCUGUUAAGAAUUCCUAAUAGGUCAAUAGAUUUACCCUCCGGUGAUACCUAUAUUAUUUCUUUGUCCUCUCAUCAAAACUAUGACAGGUAAACUAUAUUUUUCCUUAAACACCUAUUAAGAUUAAAUUAUGCAAAUAAUUAAAAAUCAUAUAACUUUUGGGAAGUUAGUUCAACAUGAACUAAAUGGCAUGCUGUUUGGAAAUUUAGUUUGAGAUAAACUAAAAUAGUGUGUUUGUUGAUGCCAGAAUGUUCAGCUUCAGUAAAUAUACUAAGAAGCUCUUGUGCCUUGUAUGCAUUAUUUGAAAAAAGUUUUAUUUUUUGUUUUGAGUGCAGUAUAAUUUUUGUAAAUGUUAACAAUUAGAAUAAUAAGCUGUAUGCUUUUUGGUACUGAUUUUGAGAAUUUAAAGCAGAUUACCUUUUAAAACUGCACCAACUAAGUAACUGGUAUUUAAUCGAAGAGAAAAUGGUAAUAAACUUUCAAAACCUUUGUUAAACCAAACAUUCAACACAAACUAAACUAGAAGGCCAGAGGAUAAUAGAAUAAAGGAUCAUUGCAAUUACUUAUCGUUGCUAAAAAUAUAUUAAAUGUGCUUAUGGACAAAACAGUGUCAGCCAAGUCCAUUUUGUAGUUCAUUUGAGUACGAUUCUUUGAACAAUAGAAAAAUCUGCAUUCUUUUACGAUUUGUUUUAAGCUAAAGAGUUUCAUCUGACAAUCUGCUUUAAGAAAUCUCAAAAAAUAUAACAUUUUAACUUUCAUCUUAAAGAACGUUUUGGUCAUUUUUUAGAAUACCUGAAGUGCCAGAUUGGAACCUAUAGCUACUGCUAGAAGUCUUACAGGCAACAGCAGCACAGGAUGUAUUAAUAAUUAUAUGAAGUCAGAUUUUUUUUUCAAAGCAGAGUACUAUUAGCUUUUUUUGUGGACAGGAUUCUAUUAAGUAUUCUCUCUAGUCAAACUGGAAGCUGGGGAAAAAAAGAUGGAUUUUUAUCCUUUACUCUGCUAGAGUACUGUUAAUGCCCCUUUCCGCCAGUCUUUUAUAUAAUUACAUAUAUGUCGAUAACACAUUAGAAUCAGAUUUGAAAAAGUUAAAACAAUUUCAUUGUUGUAACUGUUCCCUUUCUGUUUUCAUACAGUAAUACCUUUAAACAGUUGUUUUGAAAUAUAAGGGGUUAUAAUUUUUGGAGAUGAUUGUGUAUCUUGUUAGAUAUGCCAUAUAAAUUUAUCUAAGUGAACAAAGUGCUAAAUAAAUAUAUCUACAUUUUGUACAUAUUUAUAUAAAAUUUACCCUUAAGUAUUUAAAAAAUUUAAUGGCUUAACUCGAACUUGAAGACACAUACUUUAAUUAUCCUUAUUGUCCAUUAAACUGAUAAUUUUGAUUUUUUUUGUUUUUAUAGAUUUUACUAUAUAGGAAUCAAGAUUUAAGAAAUUUUUCAUUAAAAGGUAGUGUACAAAUGCUUCAUAUACAUUAGUUAUUUGCUAUUAUGUAGGGAAGAGGAUUGUUAUUUGAAAGAUAUAUUAAAGAACAGUUGCAUCUGAAUACAAUGAUGAUGUGUUCAAGGAAGUUCAUAUCCAUGAAUUCACCCUAAUAUAUCCUCAAGUGGUUGAUCACUUCAUUAACUGUCUUUAAGAAACUGCCUUUGCAUUGACACUGACAAUAUAAAUUAUUUUAAGCAUAAACUUUCCUAAUAGUUUGUUAGAGCUACUAAUGGCAAAAUUCAUGUCUUUAGUGUGGUCAUAACAUAGGUCUUUGGGGAAGGGGUGGUGAGAAGAUAAGGUAUUUACUUCGUAGUAAAUGAUUCCGAGGACGAUUAGAAACAGACUAUGAAAUUCAAGUACACUGUAAUCAAUAGACAACUAUUGGAAAUACGGCAUAUGUUGUCAAAAAAUAACUCUUAACUAGGGAAAUCAAAGAUAUAAGUCAUGUUUACAAAAAAUAGCAAUCGUGAUGAAUCUUGCUUCAAGAAAACAUGAAAAAAGUAUAUUACUCCAUUAUAUUAUAAACUAGCAAAUUUUUCCUAUUUUGAAAUACAUGUAAACUUGCCGGGCUGAUUCUUAAGUCAUACUGUAUCCUUUGGUAUAUACUUAUAUUGCCAAAUUCUUGUCAAAGUGAUGAUUCUGGAUACCUUUGAUCAAAUAUAGAAACCUCAUAAAAUGGUAAAUGCAACACAAUUUACAUUGUAAAUCACGAUGAAUGUCUGCCCCAGCACAACCAUCCCAUCCACACACCCAGACUCCAGAUUCUGAUCUGCUAAUAUUUUGACCAAAGUGACAUUUCAACAAGUGGAUUUUUCACAGAUAACGUGUUUUAAGUAAUAGCCUCCUGCAGAAACGUUCUAAGCAGAAAACCACCUGGCUCAAUCCGAAAGUUUUACACUUCUUUUCUGCAUACUUAGCCAGUUCAGCACAUGUGGUGAACUUCCCCUUACAUGUGGAAGGGGACUAUAAUCACACACCUUAAGUAUUUGCUACUCUUUUACAAAGAUACCACUAGAAUUUUUUCACUUUGUCUUGGUAAAAAUUCCUAGAUUCUACUUUUUAUUGCAGGUUUUAAUAAUUUCAUCUUGUAAUGCCAUGAAAAGCAUUAAGUAGAAGCCAACAUCAGAGAAAUCUAGAUUUUUAAAUUGAGCAAUUUGUUCUCCACCAGAUUUCGUUUAGAAUUUGUUACCAAAGGAUCUCAUUUUGUUACAGAACACAGGAAAUCGUGUUAUACUUUAUAAUGGUGAAACCAUGCAUUUUCCUUUUCUCUUUCCCAUAAGAUUUUUUAUUAUAGUAGUGCCCUGGCUUGUAAACAGUGGACAUCACUGAAAGGAUGAGAUCAAGUAGGCUUGUUUCAAAGAAACUCCUGUGAAUCAAAAACUGUGCAUAUGAAGUACCUCCCAGCACAAUGUUCAGUGUUACAGGAGACUCUGAAACAGGGCACCCAUUUUUUUUUUUUCCUUCCUCAAAUAGUCCCCUUGAAAUGUAAGCAAAGAACUAUGAUAAUGCAAUCCAGGUAACUAAUAGUUCAAUCACCAACACCCUCUAGUUCAAAUACAAAAAUCUGGGCAAUGCCAAUAGAAGACAAUCAUUUGCAGAUCUUGUUGCAGGAAAGUGGGGGCAAAAACAAACUGCUGAAAAAUGUUCAAAAGUAGAUCUUUUUGAUGUUCUUGUUCAUAGCCAGCUUUCAGUAUUUCUGUAUUGUUUACAAUUGGGGGAAAAUGUUAAGACUACUUUUCUGAGUGGUUUAUGAAUACCAUACCAAAGGGAAAGUGAUUUUAAGCCCUGGUUUAUGCUAGUUCCCUAUUGCUCAGGAAGGAUAGUAGCAGUUCAUGGUUUUUGAAAACAACCUAUCAUUUAUGUUGCCUCUUCCAGGGAAGGUUUAACAGUACAAGGAACUCAAUCCUACCUAAAAUUAUUAAUGCUUAAUAGCUUGUGUGUGAUGAAUCAAGGUGCUUAAUCAAUUUUUUUAAAAACCCAUAAUACUUCAAAAUAAAAUUGUUGAUGCUGAAUUUAAACAGAUACUAAAAAAUGUGUCAGUUCUCCUGUUGUAUUUUACUCAGUUAUGAAAGCAAGGCUAUUCUGUCAGUUUAGAUUUUGUGUGUUUUUCUGUCAGUGUGUAUGGCUCCCUAAAGUAUACUACUAUUAAAAGCAUCUUAAAUGAACUAAUCAAA